GAACCAACUGUUAUAAUGUAUAGUUAUCUUUACAAAUUUAGCAUAAGCCUUCCUGCAAUUGGCAAAGAGCUCUUUUUGCCUUGGGCUGGAUGGGUUUGUGUAUGGAGUGCACUUUUCUUGAUUCUACUUGCAAUUUUUAAUGCUUGUUCAGUUAUCACAAGGUUUACAAGAGUUGCAGGCGAAUUAUUUGGCAUGCUAAUUACAGUUCUCUUUUUUCAGGAGGCUGUAAAGGGAGUAGUGGAGGAAUUCCGCGAGCCAAAAUCUGAACAUGGAGAAAAAGCUGAAUUCUAUUGGCAAUACAUUAACGGAUUGUUUGCAGUCAUUUUCGCUUUUGGAGUGCUUCUCACUUCCAUGCAGACCAGGAAAGCAAGAUCAUGGCUAUAUGGAACAGGGUGGAUGAGAAGCCUUCUUGCUGAUUAUGGGAUUCCAUUGAUGGUAGUGUUAUGGACAGCAGUAUCUUAUGCUAAGCCAAGAGGUGUUCCUAAAGAUGUUCCUAGAAGGUUGGAUUCUCCACUUCCAUGGGAACCUCAAUCUCUCUAUCAUUGGACUAUAGUAAAGGACAUGGGGAAGGUGCCGAUUCCUUAUAUAUUCGCGGGGAUUAUUCCGGCAGUGAUGAUCGCGGGAUUAUACUUUUUCGAUCAUAACGUAGCUUCCCAAAUGGCUCAACAACAUGAGUACAAUCUUCAAAAGCCAUCUUCCUACCACUAUGAUAUGCUUUUGCUUGGAAUAAUGACUCUGAUCUGCGGUCUCCUGGGCGUUCCUCCCUCAAACGGAGUCCUUCCCCAGUCUCCAAUGCAUACAAAAAGUUUGGCAGUUCUUAAGAGACAGAUGCUCCGAAAGAAAAUGGUGAAAAGUGCCCGGGAAUGCAUUAGGAUGAACAAGACCAAUUCUGAAAUAUACGGAGAGAUGCAUGAUGUUCUCAGACGAAUGGAUGCUGAGCCUACUGCUAGAGAGUUGCAGAAUUUGAGAGAAGCUGUAAUGAACCCUGACAACAAGGAUGGAACUUCUAAAGGUUUUGAUCCUGAGAAACACAUAGAUGAGCACCUACCAGUGAGGGUUAAAGAGCAAAGAGUGUCCAACUUAUUGCAGUCCGUUCUGAUCGGCCUAUCCGUUUUAGCAAUCUCUGUUAUCAAAAGGAUACCUACCUCCGUUUUAUGGGGAUAUUUCGCUUACAUGGCAAUCGAUAGUUUACCCGGCAAUCAAUUCUGGGAAAGGAUACUACUUCUCUUUGUCACUAAGAGCCGCCGUACCAGAAUUUUGGAAGGUUCUCAUGCCUCAUAUGUGGAGACAGUACCAUAUAAAACGAUAGUUACUUUUACAGCCUUGCAAAUAUUAUACUUUGGAAUCUGUUUUGGGUUGACAUGGGUGCCAGUAGGUGGAAUCUUGUUUCCACUACCAUUCUUCCUUCUCAUUGUUAUUAGGGAACGCUUGCUUCCCAAAAUGUUCAACCCGGAUCAUCUCAAAGAACUUGAUUCCUCUGAAUAUGAGGAGGUUGAGGGUGCUCCGCAACUGGAACCUGACACCGAGGACAGCGGAGAAGAAGAUGAGUUCUGUGAUGCAGAGCUAUUGGAUGAGAUGACAACACACAGGGGAGAGUUGAAACAUAGAAACGUGAGCUUCGAUAGAGGCCAACGCACCUCCGUUGAUCAUGUUUGA
Molecule: messenger RNA, 1656 nt
Organism: Arachis duranensis
Lineage: Eukaryota; Viridiplantae; Streptophyta; Magnoliopsida; Fabales; Fabaceae
Product: probable boron transporter 7
Exons: 10
Coding region: 16-1656 (546 amino acids)
Biological process (GO): monoatomic anion transport; monoatomic ion homeostasis; transmembrane transport
Cellular component (GO): plasma membrane
Molecular function (GO): solute:inorganic anion antiporter activity
Source: RefSeq, a predicted model, not a curated record